Messenger RNA from Lindgomyces ingoldianus, 1976 nucleotides. RefSeq names its product concanavalin A-like lectin/glucanase. The record is from RefSeq and is a predicted model, not a curated record. The coding region runs from base 323 to 1489 and encodes 388 amino acids. Gene Ontology annotation, biological process: carbohydrate metabolic process. The transcript is spliced from 3 exons. NCBI's taxonomy places the organism in Eukaryota, Fungi, Ascomycota, Dothideomycetes, Pleosporales, Lindgomycetaceae. Gene Ontology annotation, molecular function: hydrolase activity, hydrolyzing O-glycosyl compounds.
CAGGUGAAUUGGAUCAUCCCCACUCCUAGCUUCUCCACCAACCCUCGUGUCCUUUUAUUUCGGUUGGUUUCCGCCCACUCAAGCCAUCCGUCAUUUGAAGAUCAGCAUCGAAGUUCCUGGGAUUGUCCAAGCGUGACUGGUUGCCCAACUUUCCACACUUAGCGGUUUCGCCGUGACGGCUUUUGGGAGAACUUGGUUGCUUUAUCCUAGUCUCUACCUCCAUUCUCCUUGUAACUGCCAUAUAUCCUGAUUAUUUGACUCUUUGCGUCUUUUUUGCAGUCAUUCUUUGUUCUUCUAACCUGACCUCUAGUCUCUCUCUCGAAUGUAUUCUCUUUCAGGGUUGCGCAACGCUGUUGGCGCUAUAGCAUGGUUCCUAUUAGGGAUGUCUCGAUUAGCCAAUGCUUAUUGCGAAUGCGGAUAUUCAGUCAAUAAGACGAGCGACUCGAGUUUCGCAUUGUUCACCGAUUUGUUGGAAAACGAUUUCUUGCACACCAGAACCACGAAUUUCACGGCCGUGGGCUGGCGACCGCAAGAGUACAAUGUUUCGGCAAAGGAUGCGCGAGGACCUUUCGGCAAACAAUUCGUACCAGAAAAUAUCGAAGCCAACCCUUUAAAAGACCCGUAUUCGUGGGCAGGCAAUUCGGACCGUGGUGGAGACGCUGGUUUACAGUUGUGGGUUCGGGGAGACCAUUCGCAUGGAUUUGUUAGCGGAGCCGAGAUGGCAUCGGUUCGCGACGACGCGUUAUAUGGGAGUUUUCGAGUGGCUAUGAGGUUGUCGGGUUCGGCAGGGACUUGUGGAGCCUUCUUCUGGUUCUACAACAACUCCCAGGAGAUCGACAUGGAAUUCUUGUCCAAGCAAUUUAACUCUUCACAAGGAGUGGUAAACCUCGUACUUCAAACACCUCAGUCUGUCAAAGAGGGCUUUGACGCCUCAAAUACCUCCGAUUUCAAGGUCCAACCUUUGCCGUUCCGACCCGAUCAGGAAUUUCACGAGUAUCGCUUCGAUUGGUCACCCCAAAAAGUCUCAUUCUAUGUCGAUGGAGGGUGGCUACAGGAUUUCACUGAGAACAUUCCGAGCGAGUCCGGACGGAUGUUCAUGAACCACUGGAGCAAUGGCGAUCCAUUGUGGUCAGCCGGUCCUCCUGGACAGGAUACUGCCUUGAUAGUCUCGUAUAUCAAGGCGUAUUUCAAUUCUUCGGACACCGCACGGCAGAAAGAUUACAAGACACGAUGCCCCACCGUUGAUGCUACCAAAGUCUGCCAAAUCCCAGAUCAGAUCGUCGCUCCUAACCCGUCAGGGGCCAACGGUAACAAAACCGCGCACACAUAUUUCUUCUCGCUAGACGGAGGCUAUGCACCAAAUCAGACAGUAUAUAAUACCACUAAUGCCACCCGCAACAGUGCAUUGAGAGGCUUCGCCUCAUCUAGCUCAACUUUCGCUUAUGUUCCUCUAUUUAUCGCACUGUUCAGCUGGGCGAUCUCGACAUGAGCUUCUAGAAGUUCUCACACACUAAUCAGCACUUUACCACUUCAUGUACCUUUCCUUUUGACCUUUCUGACUGACGCGCAACAUCGAGCGUAAAUGUCCUUUUCUGUGUCAGUUAACGAGCAGAUUAAUGAGACCACGGCGUUAGUGGCACAUGGCACAGCAACUGCAUUCCGUUACUUCUUUUUCGUUCAGGAUGUUCUGCGUCCAUAUGACUUUGUUUUGGAUACCUCCCUGGCUUGGAUUAGCUUAGUGUUUAUCUUUUCAUUGGAUUGUUCCGCUUCCUGUAUACUUUUUUGUAACGGAGAAUUGAUUCCUCCUAUUCUUCUACCUACAUACCUUCCUCUUCGGUCAACUGUUUUGGCUUGGUUAUCGCAUGGCAGACUAGCGUUGGUGGGAAGGACAUGUCUGAGAUAUCGCUACGAGCCAAAAUUGAAGGGCCGUUUGCAUGGGAUCCGGACAAUAAAAGUAAUAUAGUUUGCAUCGAGGC